CAAUUUCGCUUUCAUAUUUUUCUUCCCCCAAUUUUAUGUUCUCACCCAUAUCAAGUCAACUCCAAAGUCUCGGUAUUAUCAUUAUAUCUUAAUGUGUCUAUAUAUAUGGACUCAAAUCUCCAAGCAAACCCCAACACAUGACGUAUAUUUAAUUCGAAGUUCUACUAUUCUCCUUAACAAACAAAACACUCAUUUUCUCCCCAUAUCAAAACACCUCAAAAAUGGUGGUCGCCGGACCAGGAACCGCCGGCGCCGGGGGCUGGGGCACCGCAAAGGGGUUGGCUGUCCAGGUCCUGACCGGGCGGUGGUUCAUGGUGUUUGCGUCGUUACUGAUCAUGUCGGCGGCCGGAGCCACCUACAUGUUCGGGCUCUACUCUAGCGAAAUCAAGGAGGUUUUGGGGUACGACCAAACGACACUGAACUUGCUGAGCUUCUUUAAGGACUUGGGCUCGAACGUCGGCGUCCUCUCGGGGCUCAUCAACGAGGUGACGCCGCCGUGGGUGGUGCUCUCCGUCGGCGCCGUCCUCAACUUCUUCGGUUACUUCAUGAUCUGGCUGGCCGUUUCGAAACGGAUCGCCACUCCUAAAGUUUGGCACAUGUGCCUCUACAUAUGUAUCGGAGCUAAUUCCCAGUCUUUUGCUAAUACAGGUUCACUGGUGACGUGCGUGAAGAACUUCCCGGAGAGCCGCGGCGUGGUGUUGGGUAUCCUGAAGGGUUACGUCGGCCUGAGCGGCGCGAUAAUCACGCAGUUGUACCACGCCUUAUACGGCGAUGAUUUGAAGUCCUUAAUCCUCCUCAUUGGGUGGCUGCCGGCCGCCAUCUCCUUCGCCUUCCUCCGUACAAUCCGCUACAUGAAGGUCAUCCGCCAAGCCAACGAACUCAAAGUCUUCUACAACCUUCUCUACAUCUCUCUCGGCCUUGCCGGAUUUCUCAUGAUCAUGAUCAUCAUCCAGAAACAAGUCGUCUUCACCGGGGCCGAGUACGGCGCCAGCGCCGCCAUGGUCAUUUUCUUGCUCUUUCUCCCCAUGACCGUCGUCGUUCUAGAAGAGUAUAAGCUCUACCAAAGUAAAAAAUUCGACAUCAACAACAAUGAUCCCGAGCGCACCGAAUCAUUAUCUCUCCCUCCUCCCCCACAAAACGGCGCCGUAACGGAAAAGGAAUCAGAGCCGGAAACCGAACCGGAACCAUCCUGCUGGACAACAGUUUUCCAGCCUCCAAACAGAGGGGAAGACUUCACAAUUCUCCAAGCUCUCUUCAGCGUGGACAUGCUGAUUCUGUUUUGCUCGUGUAUUUGCGGCGUCGGAGGGACUUUGACGGCGAUAGACAACCUCGGACAGAUCGGAACUUCCCUCGGAUACCCGAAAAGAACGAUUAGCACCUUCGUUUCCCUUGUCAGCAUAUGGAAUUACCUCGGCCGGGUGUUCUCCGGCUUCGUCUCGGAGAUAUUCCUCAAAAGAUACAAAUUCCCUCGUCCUCUUAUGCUCACACUGAUCAUGUUGUUGUCCUGCGUUGGACACCUCCUCAUCGCCUUCGACGUCUCCGGUGGCCUCUACGCCGCGUCGAUCAUCAUCGGAUUCUGCUUUGGCGCGCAAUGGCCGUUGCUUUUCGCCAUAAUUUCCGAGCUUUUCGGACUAAAAUACUACUCGACGCUCUACAACUUCGGCUCGGUGGCGAGCCCGAUCGGGCUGUAUGUUCUCAACGUGAGGCUAACGGGACAUUUGUACGACAAGGAGGCGAAGAGGCAGAUGGAAAUCAAGGGACUCGUGAGGAAGGCCGGGGAACAGUUGAAUUGCGAUGGAGUCAAGUGUUUUCAGUUGUCGUUUAUUAUAAUUGCAGCUGUAGCGUUGUUUGGGUCGCUUGUUUCUUUGAUCUUGGUGGUUAGAACUAGGAAGUUCUACAAGAGUGAUAUUUACAAGAAGUUUCGAGAGGAAGCGAAGAAGAACGAGAUGGAGAUGGCGCUGGCUGAGAACGGCAUCAAGCCAUCUCAAUCCAACGAAAAGUAAAAGAGAUCAUUAUGUUCAUUUAUCAGUGAAAAAAAAUACAGGUGUACGAUUUUACACGUUGCAAUGAUUUUACGAUACCGGAUUAUACGAAUUCAUCUUAAAACUGUGUACUAAAAAAAUAGGCUUAGAGAAAAGGAUAAGUUAGACUUGGUUUGUAUGGAAACUCAUGUAUAAGAGUCAAAAGCCUGCCGUUUCUUUGCUUUCUUUUUUCGGUCUUCUUAUUUUGUUAGCUAGCAUGGUAUAUAGAAGUCCAAGUAUUGAAUGCCAAAUCUAUACACUUUCGGGGUUUUCAACACUACUACAAUACAACGCUUUCCAAAUUAUACUA
Molecule: messenger RNA, 2331 nt
Organism: Morus notabilis
Lineage: Eukaryota; Viridiplantae; Streptophyta; Magnoliopsida; Rosales; Moraceae
Product: protein NUCLEAR FUSION DEFECTIVE 4
Exons: 2
Coding region: 222-2003 (593 amino acids)
Biological process (GO): transmembrane transport
Cellular component (GO): membrane
Molecular function (GO): transmembrane transporter activity
Source: RefSeq, a predicted model, not a curated record